GGGACGUUGGGACGGGCUGACGGAGCGCAGAGAACAGGCUGCCGCAGCUGGACCGCCUCCCGACCGGGACCAGAACAUCCUCCUGCAGACGCAGAAUUGCGGUUCAGUUCGGGGUUCUCGAUCCGCUAUGAGAGACUACGCGGCGACCGCGAGCCACGGAGGCGCCUGCACGCCGUGCUGCCAACUUUGCGUCUUCGCCUUUACCGCAUUUCUCAUCGUUGCAGAGAGGACGGCGCUGAUAUAUUGCUUUGGGUACUAUCUGUGGAUCGGUCACAAUUACUGCUAUGCCUAUCUUGCUGGCUUCACUGCCCUCUUCCUGCUGCCAGGUUGGGGUCCUCAGUGGCUAAGUUACCUGUGGUACCUGUCGGAUGGACGCAUCCGCAGAAAGUCUCUCACCUGGACACACAUACUGCACCUUGGCAUCUUCAAAAGGCUUUGGGAAUGCAUGUGUCUGCCAGACAAAGAUGUGUACUGUGACAUCAUGCAGCAGGCUGAUGCUUCUGCCUUACGUCUGUUCGAGGCUUUGGUGGUCACCCUCCCUCAGACGCUGCUGCAGACCUACGUGCUCAUCUGCACUGAUAUAGGAAUAAAAUCUCCAGCCUCUGUGUGUUUUGUGGUGUGUUUGUUAUCUCUGGCCUGGGCUUUGGUCCUCUACUCAAGAGCCUGUUCUCUCAUCAGACCGGGACACCUACAGAUGACCCCUAGUGCCAUUCUCUGUCGACUUCUAUGGAGGGUCAGUAUGUUGGGAUCUCGAUUUGCUGUUCUCAUGCUCUUUACACGUAUCUUUAAGCAGUGGAUUCUGGGAGUCAUUGGUGUGCACUGGCUGGGUACAACUUUCUGGAUGGUGUCGCAGCAGACCGACAUCAUACGUUCUACUAGUCGAUGGAGACUCUUCAAUUUUGUUCUGGGAGCCAUUCACAUUUUCUUUUUUCUCAACGUGAAGUACGGUCAAUCCAGAUACCGCAUGGCUGGGUUCUAUCUGGCUAUGUUCUUAGAGAACGCGUUUCUUCUUCUGGCUUCCUCGUGGUUGUUUACAAUGGUGUCCUGGGACACUGUGGGAAUCCCAGCAGCAGUUUUCUCUAGCUUCCUCAUUGGAGUGAUAGCGUUGGUGCUGUAUUAUCGUUUUCUCCACCCUAAAUCCUUUGAGAUUUUCCAGAGUAUUCGCCACAGGGGGAUAGGUGGUGCCUGCACAGAGCGCGGAUCUACACUGUCAUUGGAUGAGAAAGUCACACCCACUUUCCAUCGUCAUGCAACACUGUCCGGAGGAGGGACCCUCAUGGAUCUCCCCAUCCAAUGGGAGGGAUGGAAACAUCACCACUGGCUGCUGAUUCGAUUGGCCAUGAAGACGGGGGAUGUAACAAACAUCUGGUCUGCGUAUGGCGAGGGGGGAUUGGCCGGACUGAUGGGUCUGUCUGAAGAAGUUCACUCCCCUGAUGAAGAUCAUUUUCCUCGGGGUUCAUAUAUUCAGCCGCAGGUUCCCCAGAUCUUACAACCAGCUCCUCAACCAGCUCCUCAAACAGCUCCUCAAGCUCCACCACAGGUGACCCAGUCUACAGAGGUGAAAGAGGUGGUCCACCCACCAAAGCCAGCUCCCUCCACUGUAGUGGCCAGACCAGUUAGAAGAGCUCCACCAACAACAAUCCAGGAUAUGAGAACCUUUCCAGAGAUCAUCCCGGUCCAGGAGGUCAUUCUUGAAGAAAGUGCGGAAGAUUUGUCCAGCGCCCAACCAUCAGAAAAAGGUGACGAUGAUUUUCAGAGUGCUGCUUACGGCUCACCGACACUUUCCUCGCCACUGCAGCCAGACAGCCUCCACCACAUCGAUAGCAACGCUGUGUCCCUGACUGAAGCCUCGUCUUCCGUGUGCUCCCUGGACAUCAAGACUCCCGCCUGGUCACCUGAACGGCGUUCGCCUCUCCUGAUUGGUUCCCCUGAGAAGAAACCCUCAGUCCCUGGAGAGUCCAGCACUACGCUGUACUUCAGCGCGGAUGCACACUCCCCUUCCAGCGGGAGCUAUCUCGGCUGGGGCUCCGAGUUGUCGCCAAUCUCCACUUACAGAAGUCCCUACCGGAUCAGGGAGGCCCGCUUCAUCACAUCCACCCCACGCCUGGAGCCGCGAGCUUGGUCCGAAAGUCCAGGUCCAUCCCCCGUGGUUAUCAUCCCCGCCACUCCUGGUACAACACCAGGCCCUACCCCCGGCGGGACCCCAGGUGCGUCGACCCCUGCUGCUUCCACGCCUGGAGCUUCCACUUCGGCUGCUUCAACUCCUGGUGCGUCAACACCCGCCGCUUCAACCCCUGGUGCUUCUACUCCGGGUGCUACCACACCUGGUACUCCAAUCAUUCCACUUACUCCGGUCAUUUCCCACGCUCGCAAACAGAUGGUCCAGAUUGUGGACAGCAGAGAGAGGAUGGUGUAAGGUGGGUAAAGGGUAAGAAUAACUCGGUGGGAAGUUAUGUCUUUCUUAGUUUAGCGGGUAAGGACAAUGAAUCAAUGCAUUAUCUGUUUUGUGGAAGGCUUGGGGUGGAGACGAUGGGCCUUUUCAGCUCAGUUCAUUUGGAGGUCAUGGAAGGAUAUACUUUUUUUUGUUUGCCCCUGACAUGCAGAUGCAAGGGUUCAAAGUCAGGAAGCACAGGUAGCACACUUCUCAAACACUGCAGGGACAUGACGUUUCUGACCUCGCUGUUCAUUCUUAUCAACACACUAUGCAGCGUUGAUGGUAAGAAAGUCAGAGCUUGGUCUUCAGAGGGGUCAGAAUUGACAAACAUCAACGUGCAGCACUAGGAAAUCAGAUCUGUAUAAAUUUGGGCAUGGGGGAUUUUUAAAGUUAUUUACAACCAUUUGAUAAAGAAAAUAACUCAAUACACUAUAGAUCAGUAUUUACAGAAGAUUAAAUCUUGGUUAUGAAAAGAAGACACAGUUACAAAUCCACAGGUGCUAAUUAAUCUUGGGCAUCAAACUUCUAACACACUCUCUUGUAAUGCCACUUGACCAUCCCGGUCUUACCGUCCAGACUUGAUGCAAAUACAAGCAUGCCUUCAAAGGCAUAGUUAUUAUUAGGCCUGCAAAGGCUCACUAUUCUUUUUUCUUUUUACAAAAAACAUCCUCUCCAGUUUAUUAUAUUUCAUUACAUUACUGUUACAUACAGAGCAUUUUUACAAUCUGUAAAAUAGUCAAAUCUGUUAGUUAAUGUCUAUUUUUAAAGAAACUAUCACAUAAGCAAAUUACAAAAAGCAAAUUUUGGAGGGAUUAUCAUUUUAUAGAUUAUUUGCUCUGCUUUCCUUUGAUAAUUGUAACUGCAAUAAUGUCAGUGGGCACUUUACAGCAGAAAAGGUGCAUUUUAAGUAACAUGAUAAUCUACGACAUGAGAAUAGGUCAGGCAAGAUCAGAAGAUGUUUCUAUUGUUAUAUCCAUUUAAUUUAAUUUGCCUGAUUUAUUAAAACGUUUUUUUGUAUUUCAAUGAUCAGUCAUCUGUUUUCAAAUUGUAUAUUUCAUCUGUUUGUUAUAACUUCUAAUUAUGAAUGGCAUUAAUGCUUUAAUGCAAUAACAUUGUUUCCAUAAUUUUCGAAAAUUUCCACAAACCUUCAGAGUCAUUUUAG
Pungitius pungitius (ninespine stickleback) is the source of this 3596-nucleotide messenger RNA. RefSeq names its product XK related 5b (gene xkr5b). Lineage: Eukaryota; Metazoa; Chordata; Actinopteri; Perciformes; Gasterosteidae. The transcript has 13 exons. Gene Ontology annotation, cellular component: plasma membrane. The record is from RefSeq and is a predicted model, not a curated record. The coding region runs from base 128 to 2416 and encodes 762 amino acids. Gene Ontology annotation, biological process: phosphatidylserine exposure on apoptotic cell surface; engulfment of apoptotic cell; apoptotic process involved in development.